GUAUUUAACUCUUAGAAUUGAAUCAAAAUGUACUUACGUAUUUUGAAAGUGUAAACUUACGUUACUGAUUCAUUAAUGGCGGAAAGAAGAGUGACCAAGACGAAGUUGAUAUUUGGCUUCCAAGUUAUACUCUACGCAUCAAUAAUCUGUACGUAUGCUGCAGAUACCCUAUCUGCAAACCAAACCAUUAAAUACAAUGAAACCAUCGUUUCACCACAAGAAACCUUCGAGCUUGGUUUCUUUAGCCCCGGAAACUCCAAGAACCAUUAUGUCGGAAUUUGGUACAAGAAAAGAUCGUACCGAACCGUUGUAUGGGUAGCUAACCGCAACACACCACUCACACAUACCUCUGGCGAGCUAACUCUCACCCUUCGGGGAGUUUUAAUUAUCCGCGACGCCACCAUGGGCAAUAUCACAUGGUCAUCAGCGAACUCAUCAAACACAUCGGUGACGAAUCCAACUGCUCAGCUUCUAGAUACAGGCAACUUUAUAGUUUACGAUGGCCUCAAUCAAGAAAAUCCCAUAUGGCAAAGUUUUGACUUUUUGUCAGAUACUUUACUUCCCGGGAUGAAGUACGGGGUAGAUUUUGUUACCGGUUUUGAAAGGCGUUACACGUCGUGGAAAUCCGACGACGAUCCUGCUUUCGGUGAAUUUUCUUAUGGGAUUGAUAUCAGAGGUUAUCCUCAGGCGAUCCUAAUGGAUGGCCCGAACGUAAAGUUCCGGGGAGGUCCAUGGAACGGACUAAGGUAUACCGGAUACCCUAAUUUGAGGCCUAACCCUAUUUACAACUACACGUUUGUUCUUAAUAAAAGAGAAACUUACUUCCGGUAUGAUCUUAUAAAUACUUCGGUUUUAAUGCGAGUGGUGUUGUUUCCAAAUGGUACUAUACAGCGCUUGUUAUGGGCUGAUGACAACCAAGUAUGGAAGAUUUAUUUGGGCCCACUAGGGGAUCAAUGUGAUCUCUACGCUGUGUGCGGUCCGUUCGGCAGCUGCAACAUUGAAACCUCUCCUGUUUGUGAAUGUUUGAAGGGGUUUGAACCCAAAUCUCCGGAACAGUGGAGGGCUGCAGAGUCUUCACAAGGGUGUAAACGCACUAUCCCUUUGGAUUGUGGACCUGGGGAGGGGUUCAACCAAUAUUCUAACCUAAAGUUACCCGACACACGAUCGUCAUGGUAUAACCAGACCAUGACCCUUGGGGAAUGUGAGAAGAAGUGCAAAAGUGAUUGUUCAUGUACUGCUUACACAAAUUUGAAUAUCUCAGGGGCCGGGAGUGGUUGCUUGCUAUGGUUCGGUGACCUAAUGGAUAUCAGAACAUAUUCUAAAAACGGGGAUACUCUUUAUAUACGCAUGCCACCUUCCGAGUUAGACUUGAUAGCAAACGGCACCAGCUCAAGUGUAGGGAUAAGAGUACGAGUUAUGGUCCCCAUAGCAUCUGUUGUUUUGGUCAUCCUAGUUUCAAUAUACUUACUAUUUUAUCGUUUUAAAAGGAAGAAGCAACAUCAACAAGGGACACACACAAACAUGAUUGAACAUGAUCCUGAAAAUAGAAAUGGUGACGAAGAUCUAGAGUUACCCUUGUUUAGCAUGUUUACAUUACUUAAAGCCACUAACAACUUUUCGAUGUACAACAAACUUGGAGAGGGAGGUUUUGGCCCCGUUUACAAGGGUGUACUGGAAGACGGGCAUGAAAUAGCAGUGAAGCGGCUAGCAAAAACAUCCACUCAAGGACUUUACGAGUUCAAGAAUGAAGUCAUCUCAAUAUCUAAACUACAACAUCGCAAUCUUGUCAAGCUUUUGGGAUGUUGCAUAGAUGGUUCCGAAAAGAUAUUGAUUUAUGAAUAUAUGCCAAACAAAGGCCUCGAUUCCUUCAUAUUUGAUAAAUCUCAAAGCAAACUCCUCGAGUGGCCUACACGUUACCAGAUUAUCAAUGGAAUUGCUCGUGGACUUCUUUAUCUUCACCAAGACUCUCGGCUUAGAAUUGUACAUAGAGAUCUCAAAGUUAGCAAUAUUUUGCUAGACAUGGAUAUGAACCCAAAGAUAUCAGAUUUUGGUACAGCUAGAACUUUUGGAGAAAAGCAGUUGGAAGCAAACACAAACAGAGUGGUUGGAACAUAUGGCUACAUGGCGCCUGAGUAUGCGGGUGAUGGUAUCUUUUCAACAAAGUCAGAUGUAUACAGCUUUGGCGUGGUAGUGUUGGAAAUUGUGUCCGGGGAGAAAAACAGAGGAUUUAUCCACAAAAAACACUGCAACAACCUUAUUGGACAUACAUGGGGACUCCAUAAUGAGGGCAAAUCAUUGCAGUUAGUUGAUAAGUGCCUAGGUGACUCAAUCAAUGCAUCUCAGGUAAUACGAUUGAUCCAUGUUGGUUUGUUGUGUGUUCAACGUCACCCAGAAGAUAGACCGACUAUGACUUCUGUGAUCUUGAUGCUAGGCAGUGAAGGUCCAUUGCCUUCACCCAAAGAACCUGGUUUUUACAUUGGAGAAAAUAUGCAAGAUACUCCACAAUCUUCAAGCUCAUAUGGAAUAAGUUCUAACAAUGGAGUAAGCAUUACAAUGUUGGAUGGUAGAUGACAAAAUUUAAAACUGGAACCGACCGGAUGUUAUAAUAUAGAUAUAUUCAUGUGUGUUCAUCAGUAUUCAAUCUCUUUAUAAGUAAUGUUGGAAAAAUUAGUGAAAAUUGAGUUUUUUCACUAUGUUAUAUGUAUUUUUGUCAACUUUGGAAAAUUUAUUUAUAUUAUACAUUGCUUAAUAUAACUACUAUAUAGUGGGUUCGUGUUGUUAUAAGGUCUUUACAACAAACCAUACCAUGUUCUAAUUGGAGCUAAGAUGAAAGAGAUAUCGAUCCUGAAGUUGGGACGUGAACACCUGAAAGUUGUAAAAAUGGUGGAAAAGUGGGAAGUUGUCCCACAUAGAUGGAGGGAAGAAACAUGGAGUGACUUAUCAUUUUUCGAACAUUUUUGAAUUUCCAGAAGAAGAUGCCAUUCGUUUCAUGACAAAUAAAAAGGAAUAUCGAAAAUUCGAGUGGCUGAAGCUGAAGCAGCUACUUUCGAAGUAACAGAAAGAAAAGCAACGACUGGAGUGGGAGAGUUAGAGUCGAAAAGAGGAUUCCUCACUUCUUUCUCUCAUUCAAAACCGUGCAUGAGACUUUCAUCUCACACGGCUCCUAAGUAUUAGUUGGGAAUUUUGUGAAAGGUUCCUGUAAAAAGUUUCAUUAACGCCUAAUUCAUGUCGAGUAGACCUUGUUGUUGUGAGAAUUCUUAAUUCAUGAGUUGUAGGGAGGUAUUUAUGUCACCACAAACAGAGACUAAAGCAAGUGUUGGAUUCAAAGCUGGUGUUAAAGAUUAUAAAUUGACUUAUUAUACUCCUGAAUAUGAAACCAA
Messenger RNA from Helianthus annuus (common sunflower), 3380 nucleotides. Its product is annotated as G-type lectin S-receptor-like serine/threonine-protein kinase At4g27290. Gene Ontology annotation, molecular function: ATP binding; protein serine/threonine kinase activity. The transcript has 7 exons. Lineage: Eukaryota; Viridiplantae; Streptophyta; Magnoliopsida; Asterales; Asteraceae. The coding region runs from base 76 to 2571 and encodes 831 amino acids. Gene Ontology annotation, biological process: protein phosphorylation; recognition of pollen. The record is from RefSeq and is a predicted model, not a curated record.